This is a messenger RNA of Stylophora pistillata, 4315 nucleotides long. RefSeq lists its product as uncharacterized. Lineage: Eukaryota; Metazoa; Cnidaria; Anthozoa; Scleractinia; Pocilloporidae. The record is from RefSeq and is a predicted model, not a curated record.
UAUGGCAACCGCUUGCUCAACAAUCGUUCGAGGAAGGAACAGGAUAAACUUCGCGUUGAGUUGGAUUUCUCAUGGCAAUAUGGCAUGAAUUGUUUGGUGGUAGGAUGUUUUCACUUCUUAGUCAAGGAUAUGGCACAUAUGAUGGAAAAGCUAAAAAAGACGCUCAAGAAACCCGCGAACACAAGGAGUACUUCUCUCUGGAGGAUCUUCACCUACCACCAAUUGGAUCUAACUACCAAGCCCUGGCCCAAAGAGAUACUGGUGAAUAUUACUCAGGACCAAGAUAUGAAAACAAGCCUUUUACACUACCAAAAGUGGAAGACACAAGGCACAAUCUAAGAAAUGUUCCAAAAACAUACACCACUAGAAAAGGAGCAUUGCUUCUGUAUGCUGAGGAUUUCUUUAUACCAGGAUCACCAAAACCAAGAAAGCGCAGACGGAAGUUUAAAAAGCAGCCAACCAUGAAGCUCAAAACAAUUGGUGAUUUGAGGAAUUCCAUAUUGGACUACAGGAAUGGGGGUGAUCCCCUGUUUCUUGCACUUCUUGAGAAAAGGGUGAGUGGCCACAAAGAGCAAUCAGUAAGACCAGGCUUUUCACCAAAACGUUACAUUGCUACUCUUGGAAAUUCACUAGAAGAGGACACUUGGAAUCGUUUAGCAGCAACAGGAUCAUUUAAGGACCCCUCUUUGUUGACUCAUGUCCCACAAAGGACUCCCAUGCAUGGUGAAGCUGUUUGUAGUCUUUUUCCAGGGAAACCACAACCUUAUAGCACAAUGUCACUACCUCCUAUUUCUCCAUCAAGUUCAAUGCUUGAAAGCUCCUUUCAUUUUUAUAAGAAUGGAAUGUCAACUGGUGCUGCAUCAAUGAUCUCUUUAAACAGUGAAAGCGAAGAAUAUGCACCAUCCUCAAGGGCUUUAAGUCCAGCAGAAUCACUGAAUGAUCGUCUGUCAGAGGUUGAGUUCCUACCCCAAAGAAAAGACCAAUAUACACAGUUAAACUCCACACAAAAAGAGAAUCUUUUAUCUCAACUUUUGCUUCAAAGAACUUUAGAGUCAAUGAAUUCUGAUUUGUCAGACCUCCAAGGAUGGGUAACAAGUUAUCCAGAAACUGGGGGAGGAAUGGAAAAGGAUCCUGUCUCUGUAGCAACAUUGUCAAAAAGUAAAGCCAAACACAGAGGAAGCCUGAAAUCAGGGUCUUUGUCUUCCAUACCACGUUUGCCACCCAUACAGUCUGCAGGUGCUCGACCAUCAACACCAAUUGAAUUUAAAGAAGAAGAAUCACCUUUGCCAGAAACAUCAGUGGAACAAACUAUUCAUCAACAACUAGAUAUUACCACUGAAAAAGAUGGAGCUAAUGACAUUGUUGAUCCUAGUUCUGUCCAUUUGGAUUUAAGUUCCUUCCUAGCCGAUGAAAGUACUCCUUUUGUUAAUCAGGGAGACCUUCAAGGAAGAUCCCAAAGUGAUGGGGAUAUAAAUUAUUCUGAAGAAACUACAGCAGAUAUUAAGGAUAAUAUGAAACAUGUAGACCAGACUGAUAAUGCCAAUCAAUCAGUGACCAGUAGGAAAAGCAGUGAAGGUACCAUCUCAGAAUCAGUAACACCCAGUGACCCUGGGAUUGAAGGAAAACCAAACAGACAGAGAGAGAAUUCUGGCUGUGAAAAUUCAGUGGAAGAUCAAGUGACAAUAACAAAUGAUGUGAUCGCACUUGAUGACAUUGUACUGAGUGAGGACACUAUCUUUGAUAGAAGGCUAAUUACUCAAGAAGAAGAGAUUAAACGUGAUCAUAAACAGACAUUAGAAAAUGUGGACCAAACAGAAGAACCUACAGGUGAUGACAGUCAGCCACAGGUGCAGAAGAUGGAGAGGGCCGAGUUAGAUCAUACACAUACAGAAGCUGGUGAGAAGGAUGAAGGAAUUGGAAUUGAUGAAGGUGUUGUUGACAGGGGUGAAAAAAUGGGAGUUGCAGAUGACGAUUUGGCAAUUACUGAUAAAGGCAUCCAAGCCAGCCAGGAGAGCAACUCAUUGCCACCAGUUGAACCUCCUCCACCGCUAAGCUUGGGGGAACUUCAGGAGGAGGCUCAAACUGUGGCCAGUAAAGUUCUUAGUCGUCCACAAUCAGGAAUGGUAUUCAUGGAGGACAUAAAGGCUGCCAUUGCAAUGUGGGCUGAUCGCCUAACGCACCUUUUAGGACCCCCUCGACGAGCGACGCGUGUGAGCUCUGCCAACCAUCAAAGACAGCAUUCAACACACCUGACUGCAAAGGAAGGCUCACUUCGCCUUGUAAGGCAUCGCAAGUUAAGCAGAUCGGCAGGUCCUUCACCUGCAGCUCUACGAGAGGCACUUAGGAUUUCCGGAGGUGAAGUGAUGGAAAUAGAGGCUCUAAAAAACUUGCCACCAAUCCCCAAACGAUUGAGCAAGACUGGCCAGUCGCAGCCUCCUGGCCCAGAUACCAAUGUGUAUAAAUACUACGAAAAACUCAAAGAUGGAUCCGCAUCAACCAAGCGAUCUGGUUCAUCUAAUACAGCUCAAUCGAUUCCCUGGGAACGGGUUUCUAAUGCUGACGUGCAAGUUGACGUUUUCAGUUAUGCUACUAAAGAAGAAGAGCCCAGCUUUCAUAGAGUUUUGUUUAAUGAAAUCAAUGACGAAGAAUCAGAUGACGAGAAUAAAGAAUUCAAAACAGCUUUGGAUGCUGUUGUAACAGAAGUGAAACAGGAAUAUGCUUUGAUCGAAGCAAAGUCAAGAAUGGCGACGUCGUCCCCAAAGAAAGAGCAAAAGCCAUUUCAGUUUCCCCGCCCAGCAGAAUCUAAGCCGCCAGCUGGUCUCAAAAACAAACAAACACAAAGACAAGUCAAAGGGAAAGCCAAGACAGUGACAGCUAAGAAACAACCCUUGGGAAAAAAGAAGGCAGGCAAGAAACCAACAAAACAACCAUCUAAAGCCUCAAAUAAAACUUCGAAAACAGGGAAAGGGAAAGAAGAGACACAGAAAAAAGAUCAGCAGGAGAAUCAAGAAAAAGUUAGUAACGCAACAGUAACGGAAGGAGAGAAGCCUGAACCUUUAAGAGUUGACUCAGAAACAGGUGAACAUGAAGUGGAAACAUCACAAAGAACUGUCGUCUCGUCAGCUCUUUCAUUUUCCAGAGCUUCCUCUAAAGCUUCCGAUAAAUUAAGCGAAAAGAAAACUUCAGAUUCACCCUCAGAACCAAACACUACGCCGAUUGUUGAGGUCCCUUUCCUGGCACCAAAAGCUCCUGAGCCUCAAGAUAUUCAACAGGAACCAGAACCGGAACCAGGAGGAGAGAGAACGCCCGAGCCAGAGGAGCAGAAACCCACACAGGAGUCAAGAGCAGCCAGAAGGGCGGCAGAACGAGCGGCAGCCGCAGAAAGAAGACGCCAAGAUGUCGAACGCAAGAGAAGGGAGAGGGAAGAGGCCAAGAAAAGAGCAGCUGAGGAGGAGACUCGAUUACAACAACUUAGGUUAGAGGCUGAAGAAGAAGUGAAGAAAAGGGAAGAAGAGCUUAGGCGAAGACGUGAGGCAAAAGAAGAAGCAAAACGGCGGGAACAGGAAAAGGUGAUGGAGCAAGAGCGACUAGCGAGUAUUAAGGCUGAAAGAGAACGUCGCGCAAAGGAAGACUGGAAGAAACGACAACAACAGGUACUCGCACAGAGAAAACUCGAAGAGGAAUUGCGUAAAGAACAAGAGAAAAUAGAGGCCGAACUUGAAGCUGCACGGCUAAGGGAAGAAGAAGAGAGAAUUAAAGCUAUGGAGGAGUCAGAGAGGAUAGCGUUCCUAGAGAAAAUGCGUCAAGAGGAAGAAGAACUGAGACGGCGACUGGAAGAGCAGAGAAGAAAGGAAGAGCACGAAAGAAAGAUUCGAGAAGAAGAGAGAAAACAACGAGAGGACGCUCUGGCGUUACUGCGGCAAAAGCAGCUACAAAGACAUUUGUUUAUAGCAGGAAUUCUCAAAGAAAGUCACUACUUCUCAUUGUCCCAACGAUUAACGAAGGCGUUUACGUUUUCAUACUUUGAUCUUAUUCCAUGGAAUCAUUUACAGCAUUUAAAACCGCCGCCGUCCCCAGUCCGAGACCUUCUUCACUCGGUAAGAGACAAUAUUCCUCCGACAAUACUGGAAGAAGACGAAGAGACGGAAGAUUAACAUAUCGGUAAUUAUUAGUCCUCAAGGUAGUGUUAAUAACAAAGAAAUUUGUGAAGUUAUAGGUAUUGAAAUUGAAUUUUUGAAAGCUUCAUUGACCAUGUCUGUUCAUUGCGUUUAAUCGAAGAUCAAAUGUAACGAUUACAAUAGAUGGUAAAGAAGAA